This is a messenger RNA of Brenthis ino (lesser marbled fritillary), 480 nucleotides long. Lineage: Eukaryota; Metazoa; Arthropoda; Insecta; Lepidoptera; Nymphalidae. The record is from the annotation of a GenBank genome assembly.
AUGUGGGAGUUUAUGGUCCUUUUAAAAACCACCUUAAUCGAGCACAGACAGCCUGGAUGUAUAAUCAUCCAGGAAAAGCAAGAAGCUCGAAAACAAUCCAUCCAUACUCGUCGUAAACGCAAAUCCGCUGUGUUAACCGACACGCCUGAAAAAGACUCAUUAAAAAAAGAGUAUGAAGAAAAACUGGCCAAGACCAAAAAAACGUGUGACAAAAAUAAAGGAAAAGGCAAAGGAAAAGGUAAAGGACAGUCCUCGAAAAUGAGCGAAGAAGGUAAAGAUAAGGUAAAGAAAAAAAAAUUGGUUUCCGACUCGGAUUCCGAUACUGAUGAAUGGUUUUGUUUAGUGUUUAGCGAAAGUUACAGCACCUCGAAAAAAGAAGUUUGGGUAGAAUGCUUAGAAUGCAAAAUGUGGGUCCAUGUCAAAUGUGUAACGGGAAACGUUCACUCAUUCAUUUGCAUUAAUUGCAAUUGUGAUGAAGGC